This is a messenger RNA of Theobroma umbraticum, 1086 nucleotides long. RefSeq names its product AP2-like ethylene-responsive transcription factor SNZ. The record is from RefSeq and is a predicted model, not a curated record. Lineage: Eukaryota; Viridiplantae; Streptophyta; Magnoliopsida; Malvales; Malvaceae.
AAUUAAGCUAAUUUCAUCAUUAAGGCAAUAAGCUACGAAGAGGUUUUGGUCCUGGUCUGGGCUUUUGUCCAAUAGAAAAAUGUCCCCUAUAUCUUUCAGAAACAAACUCCUGAGAAACUCCUCAGGCCCCAAGGACACAUCUGCUUAACGUUAAAUGUUCUGUUUCGUACUUACCUACAAUCCUCAAAACACCCAAACUACUGUCUCCCAUUCGAACCAAAAACCAAAGAACAGCUAGAAACGCGGUUUUCUAUAGAAAGCAAAAAAAACAUGGACAACAAUAUAGCCAUGACUCAUGCGCAGCUGCCACCACUACCGCCAUCGCCUGCGGCGGCGGUACAAUUAUCGGAGCUAGUAUUCUCACUAGAGCAAGCAACCCAGAUGGCAAAACAACUCCCUUCCUCGUCAGACCCAACUUACCUCCACCAAAUCUAUUCCUCCCUCCAUCAGGCCCAUCAUUCUCUCUCCUCUUUCCUCUCCGCCACCCAAACUCAAUUUCCCGUUCCUCCUCCUCAGCCACCUGUACCACUUGUAGCCGCAGAGAACUCUCUCUCCUCCGCCACCGGCGCCGCUAAUGACGAUGGUAGUGAGCCGAUGCAGGUGGGCGAUGAGAAUGAAGCUGAGGCCGAGGAGAAUUCAAAGACAUCAGUUGACAAGGUUGAGGAGAGGAUGAGGGAAUGCUUUAUCAAGAAUAAGAGGGUAAAGAGGCAGCUUUCGCCGUCAUAUGCGGCGGUGGCGGAGGAGGGGAGGAUUUGUGAAGAUAGAUUCCUGGGUGGUGUCAAGGGUUUUGAUUCCCUGAGGGAUAAGUUACGGGCUUUGGAUCUUGUCUACCAGUUUCAUGGUUGAACCGUAGACAGGGCUGAAACAGAACAGGAGUUAUUCAAUGGAGCCUUCUUUUUUUCCAAGCAACUUGGUUCCAUUGCCUUUUAAUUUAUUAAUUUUCUUUUUUUCAUUCAUUGUUCUGUCUUCUUUUACCAUUUGUUAAUAGCAAGAAAGGAAGGGUAGGGAGGAUGAAGGAUGAAAGCAUAUUUGUAAUCUCAAAUUUAAGAGGAAAUAAGAUGCAUCUUAAUGAGAUUUUUUUUUUUU